Messenger RNA from Ilex paraguariensis (yerba mate), 3571 nucleotides. NCBI's taxonomy places the organism in Eukaryota, Viridiplantae, Streptophyta, Magnoliopsida, Aquifoliales, Aquifoliaceae. The record is from the annotation of a GenBank genome assembly.
GAAUUGAAUAAAUUUUGAUAUGACAAGACGUGACUUGACUUAAACACGACACCUCCAAUUGCUAACCCAAGUUAGUGUGAAGAUCGAAGAAUGUACAACUGGAUAACUCCUCUCAAUCUUGAUAAGACAUUCGAAUUGUCAACUAAUGCUCUCUCUUUCUCUCUCUCUCUUGAAUUGCAUGUUAAAUCAGCAACCCCUUCCAGAUGGCUGCAAGAAGAAACGUCAUCACCCAAUACUUGCAGCAAUUUUGUUACUGCCCUCCAAAAUGGGUAUCAUCUCAGUUGAAAUCUACUCAUCAUGGCUGCUGCUUCACAUAAAAAAUAAUUGCUUAGUCCCUCUACAAAUCAUAGCUCAAUCGAACUAUUCAUAUCAAAAUAUCAGUAUCCACCUUCAUUGACAUUCAAGAGACAUCUCUCCCUCUCUCAAAACACCUUCAUAAAAGUAUGAAAAGUGUUCUUUUAUUAAUUUAUGAUGUUGCUCCUUGAACACAGUAUCAUUUGGCACUUGCAAUUUCACCAACAUGGUCUUCAAGAGAAGCAUGUUCUUCUCCCUAUUGCAACAUUUGGUUAUAAUCUCUGGACAUGCCCUUUUGGGUUAUCAGCAGCACCACCACCACCAUCUUCAUCACUCUUUGCAGGCCGAUAAAGAGGCACUACUGGCAUUCAAAAGGACCAUAUCAUCUGACCCAUAUGGUACACUUGCUAACUGGAACGAGACCACCAAUGUGUGCAACUUCACUGGAGUCAAUUGCAACAAACAGAUUCAUCGUGUGGUACAACUCCGCCUCAAUGAGACUGGUCUUGUAGGAUUGCUUUCACCCUUCAUUUCAAAUCUCACCCGUCUUCGAGUGUUAGAGCUUGUCAACAACCACUUGUUUGGCGUCAUUCCACCUGAAUUCUCCUCCCUCCGGCACCUUCUUCAUCUCAAGCUCGAUGGCAAUAACUUGCAAGGCCCAAUACCAGGUUCCUUAUUCUUUCUUACAAACCUUACUGUACUUACUCUUAUGGCAAACAACUUGACUGGUACAAUUCCAGCUUCCUUUUUCUCCAACUGCACUUUAUUCAAUAUAGACCUCUCCCAAAACUCAUUCACGGGAAAGAUUCCAGCAGAAAUUGGAAAUUGUCCAAACUUAUGGAACCUCAAUUUGUAUAAUAACCAAUUCACCGGGGACAUCCCUGCAUCUCUAAUCAAUGCUUCACACAUGUAUAAUCUGGAUUUGGAGCACAACCAUCUUUCUGGUGAAUUGCCCUCGGAGACAGUAGCAUCACUAGAUGAACUUGGCUAUCUUCAUCUGUCAUUCAAUAAUAUGACUAGUCAUGAUCACAACACUAAUCUUGAUCCUUUCUUUACCGCCCUCUUAAACUGCACAAGUCUGGAGGAGCUCGAAUUGGCAGGCAUGAGUCUUGGAGGAAGGUUGCCUAGUUCAAUUGGACAACUAAGUGUUAAUCUGACAACUAUGUUACUGCAAGAAAACCAGAUAUUUGGAUCAAUUCCUCCAGGAUUUGCAAAUCUUUCCAGUCUUUUGACGUUGAAUUUGUCAUUCAACCUUCUGAAUGGUGCGAUCGCAUCAGAAAUCAGUCAGUUGCCACUCUUGCAACAGUUUUGUUUAUCAAACAACUUUUUCACCAGCGAGAUUCCGGCAGCACUUGGAAAGUUUCCUCAUUUGGGUCUCCUUGAUCUAUCACACAACAAAUUCUCCGGUAAUAUCCCUAAUAGUUUAGGAAAUUUGGUCAAGGUGAAUUAUCUGUUCCUCAAUAACAACCUCCUUUCAGGUGUUAUACCAUCAAGUUUAGGAAAGUGUACUGAUCUGAAUAUGCUAGACUUGUCCUAUAACAGAUUGACAGGGAGAAUUCCUUCAGCAAUAUCAAGUCUACGAGAGAUACGGAUAUUUUUAAAUUUUUCACAUAAUGAUCUCCAAGGGCUCUUGCCAAUAGAGCUCAGUAAGCUGGAAAAUGUCCAAGAGAUGGAUCUUUCCUGGAAUAACCUCACUGGAAGUAUCUUCUCUAAAAUUUCAAGUUGUAUCGCCUUGACGAAGCUAGACUUAUCGCACAAUUCUCUUCAAGGACAGCUUCCAGAAUCUUUAGGUGAUCUCAAGAACCUUGAAACCUUCGAUGUUUCUAGUAACUCCUUAUCUGGGAUGAUCCCAACAAGCAUAAAUAAACUUAAUCUCACCUUUCUAAAUCUUUCGUCCAAUAACUUUGCUGGCAUGAUUCCCUCUGGUGGUGUCAUUAACUCUUUCACAAAUCUAUCAUUCUUGGGCAACCGAAAUCUUUGUGGGUCAGUUAUUGAUAUCAUUUGUCAAAAAACACAAAAGAAAUUUAAUACACAUUUGUUCUUGAUCAUAUUUUGUACUGUCAUAUCUGUGUCAUCAUUCUCUUCAACAGUCUGUUAUCUGAUUGGAUGCCGGCGCUUAAAAGUAAUAAUUCCCUCUGGUAAGACUGAAACAGAAAGGAAAUUACCACCAGAGUUGAUUCACAAUUUCCCUAGGAUAACAUAUAAAGAACUUUCGGAGGCCACUGAAGGAUUUGAUGAUCAGAGACUGGUUGGGUCGGGCAGUUAUGGACGUGUCUACAAGGGAGUUCUUCAAGAUGGAACGCCAAUAGCAGUCAAGGUGCUGCAAUUGAAAACUGGCAAUUCUAUGAAAAGUUUUAAUAGAGAAUGCCAAGUAUUAAAGAGGAUUCGUCACAGGAACCUGAUAAGGAUUAUAACUGCUUGUAGUUUACCUGAUUUCAAGGCCCUUGUUCUUCCUUACAUGGCAAAUGGGAGCUUGGAUAGCCGUCUCUACCCACACCCAGCCACAGGUCUGGGUUCAGGUUCUUCAGACUUAAGCCUGAUCCAGAGGGUUAACAUUUGCCAUGAUAUCGCUGAAGGGAUGGCUUAUCUACAUCACUACUCUCCGGUUAAAGUCAUCCAUUGUGAUCUAAAGCCAAGCAAUGUUCUUCUCAACGAUGAUCUGACGGCUUUAGUGUCUGAUUUUGGGAUUUCGAGGUUAGUUAUGACAGUUGGAGCAGGAAAUGCAGGGGUAAUUGAGAAUAUGGGGAACUCCACCGCAAAUAUGUUGUGUGGAUCCAUUGGAUACAUUGCACCAGAGUAUGGGUUUGGAUCAAUCACAUCUACAAAGGGAGAUGUUUACAGCUUUGGUAUUCUAGUUCUUGAGAUGGUGACAAGGAAGAGACCAACAGAUGACAUGUUUGUUGGAGAGCUAAGCCUGCACAAAUGGGUCAAGAGUUACUACCAUAGGCAGAUGGAAAAGUUAGUAGACUCUUCAUUGAUGAGAGCUCUGAGAGAUCAGCCCCCUGAAGUGAAGAAAAUGUGGGAAGUUGCGAUUGGGGAACUAAUUGAGUUGGGUAUUCUUUGCACACAGGAGUCCCCCUCUACAAGGCCAACAAUGCUUGAUGCUGCAGAUGACUUGGAUCGCCUCAAGAGAUACCUAAGUGGGGACACUACUGCAACAUUUGCCUCCUCUCUUGGAAUAUCAUCUUCUACUCUAGGUGAUGACUAGUGGUGGGCACUUAUUGAAUUCGCUGUACAUAUAUUUAAUUGUUUUGAAUAAGCUACUGCUCCAUUGCCU